AUGCCCUCCUCACUCUAUGUCCCCUUUCUCCUGGCGGGGAUGAUCAUUACGGGCUCCAGCAAUUCGCUUUGGAGUAAAUGGCAGGAUAUGCAAUGUGUGGAGAAUUGCUCGGAUCCAAAUCCAGCAAACCGUGUGCUCUAUGAGCAGCCAGUUUGGCAGACUCUGCAGAUGUUUCUCGGAGAGAUGCUCUGCUUUCUACCCGUUAUUUACACGUGGUUGAGAACAAGAUCACAGCAAGCCCCAGUUCACUUGCCGUCUGAUUCCGAAGGAGAACCUCUGGUACCAAAUAAGGCUGAGGCUCAAUCGGAGCACUUGUCGGGAUCAAAGGUCUUACUCCUCUGGAUCCCGGCUCUGUGUGAUCUCACUGGUACAACCUUGAUGAAUGUGGGGUUGUUGUACACCCCAGUCUCUAUCUAUCAGAUGACCCGCGGCGCCCUCGUUUUGUUUGUUGGGAUACUUAGCGUCAUCUUCCUCCACCGCCGCCUUUGGUUGUACCAAUGGGUCUCCCUGAUUACCGUUAUGACGGGCGUAUGUUUGGUUGGACUUAGCGGCUUCUUCAAAGGCCAUGAGGGCGAAGAUGCGCUCAUUGACACCCUUCUUCCUGCUUCCUUAGCGCAUGUUCGCAGGGCCUACCUGUCGCCCGAAGCAGAGGCCUCAAAGGUUCUUGUUGGACGGUAUUCUGUCGCCCCAUUGGUUGCGGUCGGCUAUGAAGGAUUGUUCGGUGCUAUCACCAUUUUACUCUUCUUCCCCAUCCUUGCGAUACCAUCUGUCGCUGCCAAGUCUACAUUUUUCGAUCUUCCUCGAGGAUGGCACCAGAUGGUCGAUACGCCCACCGUUCUUUAUUCUGGCAUAGCGAUUGCUUGCAGUAUUGCCCUCUUCAACUUCUUCGGGCUCAGUGUGACUCGUCACGUUAGCGCGACUGCCCGAAGCUUAACAGAUACCUGCAGGACGCUAUCUAUCUGGCUCAUUAGCUUAGGACUUGGAUGGGAGAGGUUCAUCUGGCCUAUCUCUAUGUUGCAAGUCCUCGGGUUCUCUCUUCUUGUUUAUGGGACAUUCUUGUUCAAUAACUUGGUCAGCCCGCCACCCUGUCUUCCAGGCCCUCGCCCAUCAUCAGCAGACGAUGCCAGGACGGAUGCAGAAGAAGAGCAAGGCCUUCUCUCUUCCACGCUGGAUGAGACGGCCGCACUUCCCACUGACCUUGGGCAAAGCGGUUUUGACGUAGUUCCUGAAGGUCAACAUGCUCUCGCUCAGGGCAAAGUAGUCUCCCCUCGAUCUGAGUAA
This is a messenger RNA of Pleurotus ostreatus (oyster mushroom), 1281 nucleotides long. RefSeq lists its product as uncharacterized. Gene Ontology annotation, cellular component: Golgi membrane; intracellular membrane-bounded organelle. NCBI's taxonomy places the organism in Eukaryota, Fungi, Basidiomycota, Agaricomycetes, Agaricales, Pleurotaceae. The record is from RefSeq and is a predicted model, not a curated record. Gene Ontology annotation, molecular function: pyrimidine nucleotide-sugar transmembrane transporter activity. Gene Ontology annotation, biological process: pyrimidine nucleotide-sugar transmembrane transport. The transcript is spliced from 10 exons. Bases 1 to 1281 code for a protein of 426 amino acids.